AUGGCUGAUCUUGCGAGCCGAAUCACAAAGCCCGAUGAGGCUGCCACGGAUGCUCCAGCUCCAGCUCCAGCUGAAGACGCUCCCGCCGCUUCUGCUGAGCUUGGCCAGGCCGACGGCACUAUCGAAGAGCUGGGUGGCUCUGGCCUCCAGGAGCCCGAAUGGGAUGUUGAAGUCUCCCUGAGCGAACUCCAGAACAAUGAGGCUACCCCAUUCCAUUCUGCCACUACUUGGCAAGAUCUUGGCCUCCGUGAGGACAUCCUGAAGGGUCUCCUCUCCCUCAACUUCUUGAAGCCUUCCAAGGUUCAGGGAAAAUCACUCCCUCUGAUGCUCAGCGACCCCCCACGAAAUAUGCUGGCGCAAUCUCAGUCUGGUACUGGCAAAACUGCUGCCUUUGUCACCGCGAUAUUGUCGCGAGUCGACUUCAGCAGGCCUGACCAGCCUCAAGCCUUGGCUCUUGCGCCCAGUCGAGAGCUGGCCCGACAGAUCGAAGGAGUAGUCAACGCCAUCGGACGUUUCAUUGAGAAUAAGAAGGUUGCUGCUGCGAUCCCUGGUGUCCUGCCCCGUGGAGAGCCUGUCAGAGCCAGUGUCAUUGUCGGUACCCCUGGCACAGUGAUGGACAUCAUCCGACGUCGACAGCUGGAUAUCUCACAGCUUCGCGUUCUGGUUCUCGACGAGGCCGAUAACAUGCUAGACCAGCAAGGUCUUGGCGACCAGUGCCUAAGAGUCAAGAACAUGCUGCCCAACGACAUUCAGGUUCUCCUUUUCUCUGCCACAUUCCCCGAGAACGUCAUGAAGUAUGCCGGAAAGUUUGCACCAAAUGCGCACAGCCUUAAAUUGCAACGCAGUGAGCUCACCGUCAAGGGCAUCUCUCAAAUGUUCAUUGACUGCCCUGACAACAACAUGAAGUACGACAUUCUUUGCAAACUUUACGGUUUGAUGACCAUCGGCCAGUCGGUCAUUUUCGUCAAGACUCGAGAAAGCGCCAAUGAGAUUCAGCGACGAAUGGUUGCAGACGGGCACAAGGUCUCUGCCCUUCACGCCGCAUUCGAUGGAUCUGAGCGAGACGACCUUCUGGCCAAAUUUCGCCAGGGUGAGAACAAGGUCCUUAUUACCACCAACGUUCUGGCCCGUGGUAUCGAUGUUUCCAGUGUGUCCAUGGUUAUCAACUAUGACAUCCCCAUGAAGGGACGCGGCGAUACCGAACCUGACGCCGAGACUUACCUGCACCGUAUUGGCCGAACUGGCCGAUUUGGCCGUGUCGGUGUCAGCAUCAGCUUCGUUUACGAUAAGAAGAGUUACGAUGCCUUGAGUAAGAUUGCCGAGAUGUAUGGUAUCGACCUGGUCAAGCUGGAUACAGAGGAUUGGGACGAGGCCGAGGAGCGUGUUAAGGAGGUCAUCAAGAAGAACAGAGCCCAGGCUUCUUAUGCUCCCAGUGCCACUGAGCCUAAGUCUUCCGCGGGUACUUAG
This is a messenger RNA of Fusarium sp. VM40, 1467 nucleotides long. Lineage: Eukaryota; Fungi; Ascomycota; Sordariomycetes; Hypocreales; Nectriaceae. The record is from the annotation of a GenBank genome assembly.